This is a messenger RNA of Racocetra fulgida, 782 nucleotides long. The record is from the annotation of a GenBank genome assembly. NCBI's taxonomy places the organism in Eukaryota, Fungi, Glomeromycota, Glomeromycetes, Diversisporales, Gigasporaceae.
CUAUUGAUUUUAUUGCAGAAUUAUGGGACAAUGUAAGUAAUACCACCAUUCAAAACUGCUGGAAUAAAACAAAAAUUCUUUCAAACACAAGUAAGGCAAAUGCAGACACCACAAAUCAACACACCAAAAAUGAUACUCUAUUAGAAAAUAAGGAAAUUGAAGAAAUUGUAGCUAAAUUACCAGAUAAAAGUUUUUAUGCCCUAAAGACUAUCCAAGCCAUACAAACGUAUCUACAAGUAAUUAAUAAACCUAUCACUAUGGAAGAAGUACUCGAUAAUGAGAGAAUCAUUUCUAUACUUCAAGCUGAGGAGAAUGAAGAGUUAAUAGGGCAAAAAGAUGAGGAUGAAGAUGAAGUACCCAAUUCACUAGUAGCAGCAGCUGAAGCAUAUGAUGCAAUGCAGACCAUUAUUUGCUAUGAAGAACAGGAAAGUUCAAAGUCAAACCUCUCUCUUGAAGAAUUAGAGUUUUUAAGAAAAUUACUUAAGGAAUAUAAAUGUAUACAUGAAAAGUCAAAAAAACAAACCAAAAUUACUAGUUUUUUUAACUUUCAAGAUUUAUAUUCUUAUUCUCAAGAUUCAUCUCUUCAAGGCUUAUCUUCUCAAGAUCCAUAUUCCCAAGAUUUAUAUUCUCAAGAUCCAUAUUCUCAAGAUCUGUAUUCCCAAGACUUAUAUUCCCAAGAUUCGUAUUCCCAAGAUCUAUAUUCUCAAGAUUCGAAUUCACAAGAUUUGGACUCAGAAUCAUAUUCGCAAGAUUCGUAUGUUCAAGAUUCGUAUAUGUUCUAG